ACCUUGAACAAAAAUACAAUGAAGAUCUCCGUAGUGUUUGUCUGCAUACUGCAAUUGAUACUAGUCAAAUCACAGGAGAAUGAAGACGCGACGGAGGAUUAUGUUUUGAUUAUACCUAUCGAUGAUACCGUUCCGAAAACUAAAAAUACGGAUGAGACAACUCCAGGGACUUCAACCACUAGUGAAAACACUCCAGGGCCUACAACUGCGGAAGAAACCACUCCAGAGCCUGUCACUACGAGUGGAACCACUUCUGGAGCUGAAACUAAGACUACAGUGACAUCUUCUACGAUGGAAACUUCUGUUCCAACUCGUAAACCUGAUGACUCAAAAGAUAAAGGCGGUGAGUCGGUGAUUUUAUCGAAUGGUAUUCAUGCACACACAGCGUUAUUCGCCUAA
Molecule: messenger RNA, 399 nt
Organism: Trichobilharzia regenti
Lineage: Eukaryota; Metazoa; Platyhelminthes; Trematoda; Strigeidida; Schistosomatidae
Source: the annotation of a GenBank genome assembly